This is a messenger RNA of Rubroshorea leprosula, 1999 nucleotides long. The record is from the annotation of a GenBank genome assembly. NCBI's taxonomy places the organism in Eukaryota, Viridiplantae, Streptophyta, Magnoliopsida, Malvales, Dipterocarpaceae.
AUAAAUCAUCCCACUGCGUUCGGCUUUUGACUUUACAAUUCCGUGUUUCCUCCUCCCCGUCGACGCCGUACGGCAAAAUGGCGUCCCUUGCACUCACCUCGUCCUGCUCCCUCGGAUUUUCCCAAGUUAAAUCUCGCCUUUCGAAGCCCUCGCCCAUCCGUGCCCAGCUCAGAUCGGCACCGGAAUCGACAGUCUCGCUUCCGGUUCCUCUGAAAACGACCUUCUCCAGCUGCAGCUUGGUUACUCCAUUAACCUCUGCUUCCAGUGCUGGACUCCAGAAGCAUCAGAGGUUAACUGUGAAGGCUGCAUCAACGUCGGCGUCGGUGACCCCUGCGUCCCCACAACCGUGGCAAGGUGCGGCGAUAAAGCCGUUGAUCGCGUCUAUUGCGACAGGUGUGAUCCUCUGGUUCGUUCCCGUCCCUUCUGGCGUUUCCCGCAAUGCGUGGCAGCUGCUUGCUAUUUUCCUCGCCACGAUUGUUGGCAUCAUUACCCAGCCGUUGCCUCUUGGUGCAGUGGCCUUGCUGGGACUCGGCGCUUCUGUACUCACUAAAACCCUAACAUUCUCAGCGGCGUUCUCUGCUUUCGGCGAUCCAAUCCCAUGGCUCAUCGCGCUUGCCUUCUUCUUUGCUCGUGGUUUCAUCAAGACCGGGCUCGGUAACCGCAUUGCUUACCAAUUUGUUUCCUUGUUUGGUUCUUCUUCUUUAGGAUUGGGAUAUAGUCUGGUGUUCAGUGAGGCGCUUCUGGCGCCUGCAAUUCCUUCCGUCUCUGCCAGAGCUGGAGGGAUCUUUUUGCCUUUGGUCAAAUCACUGUGUGUCGCCUGCGGUAGCAACGUAGGGGAUGGAACCGAGAACAAAUUGGGUUCUUGGCUGAUGCUGACAUGUUUCCAGACCUCCGUGAUCUCGUCGUCCAUGUUCUUGACAGCUAUGGCGGCUAAUCCCUUGAGUGCCAAUUUGACUUUAAACACCAUAAAGCAGACCAUUGGAUGGACGGAUUGGGCUAAGGCAGCGAUCGUGCCGGGUUUGGUGUCAUUGAUUGUGGUCCCGUUGCUGCUAUAUGUGAUUUAUCCUCCCUCCGUGAAGACUAGCCCAGAUGCACCCAAGCUUGCAAGGGAGAAGCUCGCAAAGAUGGGGCCUAUGAGCAAGAAUGAAAUUAUUAUGGCUGGAACUCUGCUUCUAACGGUGGGACUCUGGGUUUUUGGUGGAAUGCUGAAUGUGGAUGCCGUUACUGCUGCUAUUCUUGGGUUAUCUAUCCUCCUUAUAACUGGUGUGGUUACAUGGAAGGAGUGUUUGGCUGAAGCAGUUGCUUGGGAUACACUAACUUGGUUUGCUGCACUCAUUGCCAUGGCUGGCUAUCUCAACAAAUAUGGUCUUAUCUCAUGGUUCAGCCAAACUGUUGUUAAGUUUGUUGGAGGAUUGGGGCUUUCAUGGCAGUUGUCAUUUGGCAUUCUGGUUCUUCUAUACUUCUACUCCCACUAUUUCUUCGCUAGUGGAGCUGCUCACAUUGGUGCUAUGUUUACUGCCUUCUUGUCUGUGGCUAGUGCUCUGGGCACCCCACCAUAUUUUGGAGCCAUGGUGCUUGCUUUCCUCUCAAACAUCAUGGGUGGCCUUACACAUUAUGGCAUUGGGUCUGCCCCUGUUUUCUAUGGUGCAAACUAUGUUCCCCUAGCAAAAUGGUGGGGUUAUGGGUUCCUGAUUUCAGUUGUCAAUAUAUUGAUCUGGCUUGGUGUUGGAGGUGUCUGGUGGAAGGCUAUAGGCUUGUGGUGAAAGGCAUGGCGCCAAAAGCCCGUAUUUAUGAUGUUUUUUGUACACUCUCUGAAGCAGAGGUUAAUUUUUGUCUUGAUUCUUUGUCUUAGAAAUAAUUUUUUGGAAGAUUUGGUGGCAAGAGUAUGGUGGAAACAUACAUAAAUUUUGAGGUCCACUGAGAACACAAAUCAUAAUUUGUAGCAGAAAAUUUUCUAACUGGCAUUUCAUAUUCCUGCAAAUAAAUUAGUGAGGUUCUU